AUGCACGUGUGUGCGAAACUGGAGCACUUGAGCGCUGUGACCUCCAGUAGCGAACUGCCGUGGGAGUCCAAUAACGAGGAGAUUAUUCGUCUUCAGCAGUGGCUCUCCUGGCCCUCCAUGUCCUACAAGCCCGAGGUCAGGAAACUCUCUGGCCUCUUCCUCCUACUGCUGCUGUUUAAAAAGUAUCAGCGCGAGAGCCUAGGGUCUGGGCGCCAGUACCCACUGCCUGGCAUUUGCACGACAACGUGCUUUUCUUUAUACCCCGGAGAAGACUCCCCAUCAGCAAAUGGCCUCGCAGGCUGCGGCCGGCAUGGCGCCAGUCUUAAGUCAGUUUUGGGCGGGUGGGGGGAGGGCAACGAAUUUCUAACUGACUAUUUCUGA
Dibothriocephalus latus is the source of this 381-nucleotide messenger RNA. The record is from the annotation of a GenBank genome assembly. Lineage: Eukaryota; Metazoa; Platyhelminthes; Cestoda; Diphyllobothriidea; Diphyllobothriidae.